Messenger RNA from Rodentolepis nana, 1815 nucleotides. The record is from the annotation of a GenBank genome assembly. NCBI's taxonomy places the organism in Eukaryota, Metazoa, Platyhelminthes, Cestoda, Cyclophyllidea, Hymenolepididae.
AUGGUGGAUCAUUUGAUCGAGGACGGUGACUGUAAAGAUGUAGAAGAAAUUGGUUUUAUUGAUAAAGAUAAAACCGUCGAUGGCAGUGAAGAUGAGUAUCCUUUACUCACAAAGGAAGAUUUGAUGAGAAUUGACCGCGAAAACCCACGUUGGCGUUGGUUCCGUAUCUCGCUCAUUGUCCUAUUUUGGGUUGUAUGGUUCGGUCUUAUUGCCGUUUCUGCCAUUUACAUUACACUUACACCAAGAUGUGCACCUCGGCCUGUUCAGGAAUUCUGGCAAUCUGGUGUCGGUUAUUGGGUUAAUCCUUUCGCAUUUAAGAACUCAGGUGGUGAUUUGGUCGGAGAUUUAAAGGGCUUGGCGACCGCCAUUGACUACGUUUCAGAAACUGUUGGCGCUGGAUUUGUUGUUUUGACUUCAAUGACACCAUUUUAUCCCAAGCAUCUUCAAAAUGAUAGCCUAAAAUCCUUUGAGCAAAUUCAUCCCAAAUUGGGAACCGUCGAAGAUUUCGAGUCUUUUGUGCGAACUAUGAAAAAGAAGGGAAUAAAGGUUGUUGUAACUCUUAACUUCAACUCUGUUCCGCUUCCUCAAGGUCGUGCAAACGUAUCACAUUUGAUUCCCGCCGAAGCUAAUGAGUUCUGUCGCACAGGCACAAGUUGUUCGGUUUCGAUUGGCGAAUCAAAAUUCUACUCAACUUUUGGUGCGGAAUCAAAUUCCGUGGAUCUAAAUCUAAAGGAUUCUGGAGUUUUGGAGGAAAUCAAGAAUGCUACCAGAUUUUGGUUGUCUAAAGGUGCUGAUGGCAUUUUGCUUGCAGAUGCUGCUUUCUACGUUGGACAAAGAAAUUGCUCUCACUCAUCAUGGUCCGACUCUUUUCCGGCUUGCAAGCUCUACACUUCAGAAACAAUCUCGGUCAUUCAAGAAUUGCGAAAGGUUGUGGAUGAAGAAUCUCUCAAGUCUUCUCGUAAUAGGUUCCUUAUUGCUGACCCCGGUAAUACCAGCUAUAAUGAAAAUCCAGAACCACUUCUUGGAACUGAGGAACAUCCUGGAGCUCAUGUUGUCAUUUCUCGUGCUUUUACCUUUAAAUCCGCCCCUGGUGCUGAUUUGGUAAAUCGCUUCCAUGAAUAUAUGAAUGCGUCUCAACUGGAUCGACUUGGACUGAUGGUUGCCUCUCCGAACGACAAACCCUAUUCAGACAUUUUCUCCGCAGCUUCUGUCUUACUUCUCCCUGGUACACCUCUUGUUUAUGCCGGGAUUGAGCUUGGUUGGAGCCCUGAGGGUGGUCUGCCACCAAAUGAACUCUAUCCGUUUGGUGAAAAUCCACCAGUCGGGAGUGUAACCAGUCAUUUACCUAUGCCAUGGGAUUCUCGUGGUACAAAUUUCUCUGAUUACGAAGGAGUUGGCAAAAUUUUCUCAAAGUACAUAAACGACUUCAGUAUCACGGAGACAGUAGAGACUGCAAUGGCUGCUGGUCGUGGUUCGAGCGUUUUCGGCUUGACCCAAUCUCUUAUUAAGCUCCGUAAGAGCACUCCUAGUCUACAGUGGGGUAGUUUCAAUUUGACCAAGGAUCUUGCUCCGUCUGACUCAUUCACUAUAUUCAAGCGCAGCGCGCCUGGUUUUGACAGCAUUUUCGUUGUUAUGGUGAGACCGGGUGCAGCGAAUUCAGUGAUCGAUUUUUCGACCCACUGUUCUUCACUUACGCCAUUGGUGGUUUAUCCCCCUAACUCCGCGUUUAAACCUGAGGUUAAGAUGUUCAGCUUGAAAGUCUACUUUGCUUCUACCUCAGAAAAUAACCUCUAUGUCUUCAGUUGUGUUGCUUGA